AUGAGUCCCUCCGUCAAUGAGAUCACCCCCGCAUCCGCAUCAGGCCCAGCAGCUGCCGCAAAAACAAUCGCCAUCUCACAACUUCACGACUUUCUCUCAGGAGGAUUCCCAGAUAUCUUUCGAUGGACCCUUCAUCGCCCACCGACCACAGAAGAGCUGAACGGAAACCUCUGCAGUCUCUUCAACGCCAUGUUUGUCCACUUCCGCAACACCCUGCCCGCCAAUGAACCCUCCCCCGAGUGCUUCAUUUUCACAGAACCCGGCAAGCCCGCAGUGACAUUUGACGACCUCUGUAGUCGGAUCAGUCAUUUCACUCAGGUCUUGACCCAGGAGGGGUCCUUCAAGUCUAAGGGUAGCAAACCCCUUGCUCAAGGAGACAAGGUCUUGAUUUUGUCGUCCUUGGGAGUUGAUUUCUUUGUGGGAUCUAUUGCCUGUCUGGCGUUGGGUGCUACGUUGAUCCUGUUGGACCCCUUCAUGGAGAGGGCAAAGAUGAGUGUCUGUAUUGAGUCUGUCCUGCCUAUCAGCCAUAUCGUCACCAACAUGAAGCUGACGGCGUUCAAGAAGUGGAUCCUCUCGAGAGCUGUACCUGCUCUCAAGAAGAUCCCCAAUGUUGUCGAGAUCCCAGUCAACGUCGAUAAAAAGAUUUUGGCUUCGGUGCCCAAGACCAUCCCAGUGACAUCCGUCCCCGGAGACACCACCGCCCUCCUCUCCUUCACCACAGGAUCGACCGGCAACCCAAAGCCCAUCCGUCGCUCUCACGAUUACCUCCGCGCCCAGACCAUUGCCGUCUUCUGUCAAAACGAAAUCAAGGCCUCUUCCGCAGAGUCCGACGCUGCACCAUCAACAGCAACAACACCUGCACCAGUCUCCUCGCACAAGCCCGUAAAGGCGGUGACCAACCUGCCCGUCUUUAUCUUUGGCCAGAUCAUGCUCGGAUACACCACCCUCAUCCCCGACAACUUUAACCCUGCCGGUGUCAACCCUGCCCCUCUCCUCCAGGCCAUGGUCCGUCACAACGUCCAGGUCGCCUUCGGUUCGCCUGCAUUCUUCCUCCGUCUCUUGCAGCACCUUGAAGCCACCAGCGGCGUCGACCAGUACGGCAAGUUUAUCAACCCUCUCCCCGUCCGUGUGCUCUGCCUGGGUGGAGCUCCUGUUUUCUCGUCAGAGCUCGAUAUCAUGCGCAGGGGUGUCCGUGGCGCUGCCUUCAUCUUUUACGGUGCCAGCGAGGCUGAGCCCAUCUCCAAGAUCCGUGUCGAGGAGCGCAUUCUCCUCGAGGCUAACCCUACCUCCGCUCCCAAGGUCAAGGGGUCCAACAAGAUCACACAGCUCGAUGUCCCGUCAGAGUCGGAAUCUGAGUUUGAAGGAGGAAACGUCCAUGCCCUUUGUGUCGGUCAUGUCAACCUGGACGGUGGAUUUGCUCACACCGCUAUUGUGCCAUUGGAAGGUGAGGAGGUCAAAGGACAGCAGUUCCUGGAGCUUGGUCACAUUGGCGAGAUCGUCGUCUCGGGUCCCCAUGUUCACAUCACUACUACCUCCGAUGACGAUCGUAUUAUCCACGAACUCCCCUCAGAGAAAAACGGCAACAAGGACAGGAUCUGGCUUCGCACCGGCGACUGUGGAUACUUGGACUCUGCUCACCGUUUGUGGUUGGUCGGUCGUGCUUCGUGGGUUGUUAGAGAAGAUGCAGAGGAGGGUGUCGAGGGCAGUUUGAACUCUCUUCGCUACUGGCCCAUUGCCAUUGAGCGUUCUGUUCUCGAGACCUUUGGUGCCUCCCACGGUGUCACCUACGUCGUAUUUAUGCCAUCCGGCGCUGCCAAGAAGCCCGCUCUCUUUCUUGAGGCACCCAACGGUCUUGCUCUUGCUGCCCACACCCUUAUCCUCGAGCAUCUCCAGGAGACCUUUGAUGUUCCUGUCGAUGAGCUUCACGUCUUCCGCAAGCUCCCUAGGGACAAGCGCCAUGCUUCCAAGAUCAACACCAUGGCUUUGAGUAAGAUGAUUAAGGACAAGAAGGCCUCGGACAAGGUAGUCAUCCAGCGUGGCGACAUCACCGGAUCCGUGAACGACAGUCUCCGUCGUGGUAUGACUUCGACCUCGCUCAAGUACUCUGCCAGCUCUCUUGACCUCAAUGCCCGCAACGCCCUCGCCUAUGCCGUCGCGCCUUCCUCUGUCCCUGUCGAGCAGCGUUUCAAGUUUUCGAACCCCGAGCAGAACCACUUCUUGUUUGCCUGGCACCCAUCCCCCUUAUUGGCCCAGUGCGGAGGUGGAAAGGCUAAGAACAUGGCUACGCUCACCAACCUGGUCAGCAGAGUCCCUGGAGUCCGUGCCACUGUCCCUGCUUGGUUCUGUGUCUCGACUGAGGCUUUCAAGGCUUUCUUGGCUGAGAACCACCUGGACUCUCAAAUUUCCCCCCAUAUCACUACCUCCGAGGGUUUGGACGCCUUCCAUGCUGCAUUGACUACCAAGAUUAUGGCAGCUCCCUUGUCGCCCGCGAUGACUCAUGAGAUCACUGCCUUGGUCGAGUUCCUCACCUCUACUUCGGCUUCUGCGUCCAACCCCAAGCCCUACUUUGCCGUUCGUUCGUCUGGUGCUGAUGAGGACUCUGUCUCGCACUCCUUUGCCGGUCAAUUCGAUUCGUUCCUGUACCGCCAGUCCAUGGACGACAUUAUCACCGCCCUCAAGAAGUGCUGGUUGUCGGCCUUUGCCCCCCGCGUCAUGUCGCAUCGUCUUGCCUGCAACCUCCCCGUGAACAAUGUCCGCAUGGGUGUUGUCGUCCAAAUCAUGGUCGAUUCCGAGUGUGCCGGUGUCGCCUUCUCUCGUCACCCAUUGAACCCCAUCAGUGCCAAUGUCGCUUUGGUGGAGGCUGUCUGGGGUCAAGGAGAGGCUCUUGUCAGCGGUGCUGCCGAGCCAGAUUCAUUCGAGGUCGAGCGCGGAUUCCAGGGCAAGGUCAAGGAGACUCUUGUUCCCAAGCCCAAGAUGUGGGUCCGCAAUGGCGGUAGUGCCGAUGAUGCUGAAGCUACUGGAUUGGUCGCUGUCGAUGUCCUCGAGCCCAAGGCCAGUGCUGCGGCCUUGACCCAUGGCCGUGCCAGAGCUGUCGGCGCCACCGUCAGUGGGUUGGAGGCAUUGAUUGGUACCCCAGUUGAUUUCGAGUGGGCUUUCCAGGAGGAGGACGGUAUGCUGUACUGUCUCCAGGUCCGUCCUAUCGUUAACCUCCCUCCAGCUGCCUUCUUUGCUGCCACUGACCCUGCCCCCAAAUCUGAGGCCUCUUCCGAGACCUUGGGCGAAUCUCACAUCUCGGUCCAGACGACUGCUUCCAGUGCCGAAUCCAAGGGCAAGAGCAAGGGCGAUGACAUUGAUUUUUCCACGAUCGCCAGCCGUGCGAUAGACUCUCUGGCUGCCCCUCAGGGCAUGAACGUCACCUUGUGGGACAACUCGAACAUUGUCGAGUCCUACUCUGGAGUCACCACUCCCCUGACCUUCUCCUUUGCCUCGUACAACUACCGCAUUGUCUACGAGACCAUGCUCACUUUCUUGGGCACCCCCACCAAGCUGGUCCAAGCCAACGAAGACGCCCUCGUCAACCUGCUCGGUUACAUCCGCGGAAACGUCUACUACAACCUCAUGAACUGGUACCGCCUCCUCUUGCUCGCACCCCUCGGCAAGUUCUCGGAUCCCAAGCAUAUGGAGACCAUGAUGGGUGUCAAGCAAGGGCAGGAGGGUAACGCCGAUAUGGAGAAGGAGUUCAAGAAGAUCCUUGAGGCCCGUCCCAAAUUCAACGCCUGGCACCGCACCAACCUCGUCCUCAAGUACAUCUCGGCCUACCGCAACAUUGACCGGAUCGUCAACAAGUUCUUUGCCAACUUUGAUGCCUUCUACAGCACCGGACGUGAGAUGGACUUUACUUCCAUGUCGCUGGAGGAGAUUGCGCUCUAUUACAAGAAGAAUGCCAGUGCCCUCUUGCGCGACUGGAAGGCCCCCGUUAUUAACGAUCUGUUGGUCAUGGGAUUCUUUGGUACACUCAAGUCCUUCAUCGCCAAGCACUUGGUCGAUGCCAAGGCCGCCGCUCCUGCGACUGGCGAUGCUGCUGCUGUCCCCACUGCCGCUGAAGCUGCUGCUGCCGCCGCCGAUACCGCCGCUGUUGAUUCCCUCCAGAACGAUCUUCUCUGCGGCGAGGAUGUCGAGUCAGCCAAGCCUACCAAGAUGUUGAUGGACAUCGCAAAGACCAUCGACACCAUGAUCGAGUACCCCAAGCUAGGCGCAUGGUUCAUUGGACACAAGGAACAUGUCCUCAAGGCCAUCAAGCCCGAGGAGAACCAAUGGAUCCUGCGCUCGACUAUUUUGAAGUUGUCGUUCGUCAAAGCUAGUGAGCUCUUGGCUGGUUUGAAGGUUACUGAGGCUGAUAAGCCUCACCCUCCUGUCCAGGUCGUGGCUGAUGUCUUGGCCAUGAUCCUCGAGUUCUUGGAUUCUUAUGGAUUCCGUUGCAUCAACGAGCUCAAACUCGAGGAGAAGGACUUGAAUGACGACCCUGACUUUGUAAUCGACGCGAUUGCAGGAUACAUCCGCACAAAAGCCUACGAAGUCGACGACCUCGACAAGCGCGAACAAGCAAUCCGCGCUGCCGCAGAAGCCCUAGUCCACCAAAAGCUCAAGGGCACUCAACUCAAGCUCUUCCUCUGGCUCCUCCGCAACACCCGCCGAGUCGUCAAACACCGCGAGAACCUUCGUUUCGCCCGCUCAAAGGUCUUUGGUGUCAUGCGUCGUAUCUUCCGCGGAAUGGGUAACCGUCUCGUCGCCCUGGGUGCCCUCGAUGCCGAGAGCGAUGUCUUCUACCUCACAACCGAAGAGCUCCUAUCCUACGUCGAUGGACGUGCAGUCUCGCGUGACCUCAAGGCCUUGACCCAGCUCCGCAAGACCGAAUUCGCAGGCUACGUUGCCGACGCCAACGCGCCCCCAGAACGCUUCGUCACCCGUGGUGCCGCCGGUGUUUACAUGUGGUAUCCCCACAUCCUCGCCGACCUGGACCUCCUCAAGGACGCCGAAGACUCCAACGGCCCGCCAGAACCCGGUGUCCUCAAGGGUGUCUCAUGCUGCCCCGGAAUCGUCGAAGGUGUGGUCCGUGUCGCCAAGGACAUCUCCGAGACCAAGGACCUCAACGGCGAGAUCUUGGUCACUGCCAGAACCGACCCCGGUUGGGUGCCUCUUUACCCAAUGUGCUCAGGUCUGUUGAUCGAGCGUGGGUCGUUGUUGAGUCACUCGGCCGUCGUUGCUCGCGAGCUGGGCCUCCCUACUAUUGUUGGUAUCUCGGGCGGAUUGAUGAAGCGUCUCAAGACGGGAAUGCGUAUCAAGAUGGAUGCUGGAAAAGGAAAAGUUUACAUCUUGGACGAGCUCGAAGCCCUGGAGAAGGAGGGUACAGCUUCCGCUGCUGCUGAGGCUGAGAGUGAGGCCAUCCCUGUCGCUGUUUAA
Molecule: messenger RNA, 5460 nt
Organism: Linnemannia hyalina
Lineage: Eukaryota; Fungi; Mortierellomycota; Mortierellomycetes; Mortierellales; Mortierellaceae
Source: the annotation of a GenBank genome assembly